Molecule: messenger RNA, 5128 nt
Organism: Coregonus sp. 'balchen'
Lineage: Eukaryota; Metazoa; Chordata; Actinopteri; Salmoniformes; Salmonidae
Source: the annotation of a GenBank genome assembly
AUGAAUCGGAUCCACUAUGAGCUGGAGUACACCGAGGGCAUCAGCCAGCGCAUGCGCAUCCCCAACACACUGAAAGUGGCCCCCGAAAACCAACAUCGGCUGCUGUCUCAGCCCCUGGCCCCACACAUGAUGCAUGUACCAGAGAGGAUUGUGAUAGCAGGUGAGCAGUGUGUGCACUCUCAAUGGAAGUGUUUAUCAGCAGGGUGGUUUUGUUGUGAAACCUGGAGAGAGCCUUCUGGUUGUCAGGAUGGUUUUGUGGGGAAACCUGGAGAGAGCCAUCUGGUUGUCAGGAUGGUUUUGUGGGGAAACCUGGAGAGAGCCAUCUGGUUGUCUGUGGGGAAACCUGGAGAGAGCCUUCUGGUUGUCAGGAUGGUUUUGUGGGGAAACCUGGAGAGAGCCAUCUGGUUGUCUGUGGGGAAACCUGGAGAGAGCCAUCUGGUUGUCAGAGUGAUUUUGUAGGGAAACCUGGAGAGGUACCCCCCCAAGAAAGUAAUAUUUUGAUUUAUAUACAGUAUUUUUUAUUUUUUUUUACUUAAAAGGAACUCAGUCCGGCUUUCAACUUACUGUUGAAAGUUGUAAUAGUAGAAUGCACAAGGUGCAAUUUCUAAAUUGGGUAGAGCAUCAUCAGUUUUCCUCAUCAUGUCAGUCAUUGCAGACCUUAGAGAGAUAUUUAUAACUUGUCAGAAAUGUCCAGAUCAACUAGCCCAUGUCAGCUAAUGUUUUUUUCUCGUUUUUUUUUGUUGCCCAUAGAUUGUGUUGUAAUGUUUGAGUCACUCCUAUCACAUGAAUGCACAUUAGACAUGCCAAAAUGUAUAGAAUUGCAAGAAGAUUAGGUUUAAAAUCGCAAAAAUUCUCUGCACCCCAUGUGUAGAAUUGCAGGAAAUAAGCUUAAACCUGUAAAAUUCUCUCCACCAACAAGAGGGGUGUGAACAGUUUGUGUCAUGAAUAGUGCUUGUGCGCAUAGAAAUAGAUGUGGUGCGGGGGGGGGGGCAGGAUGUUCCCCAAUGCAGGAAAGGGUUUGGGAACCCCUGGCCCCCCACAUGAUGCAUGUACCAGAGAGGAUUGUGAUAGCAGGUGAGCAGUGUGUGCACUCUCAAUGGAAGUGUUUAUCAGCAGGGUGGUUUUGUUGUGAAACCUGGAGAGAGCCUUCUGGUUGUCUGUGAGGAAACCUGGAGAGAGCCAUCUGGUUGUCAAGGUGGUUUUGUGGGGAAACCUGGAGAGAGCUAUCUGGUUGUCUGUGAGGAAACCUGGAGAGAGCCAUCUGGUUGUCAAGGUGGUUUUGUUGGGAAACCUGGAGAGAGACAUCUGGUUGUGUGUGGGGAAACCUGGACAGAGCCAUCUGGUGGUCAGUUGGGUAGUCCAAAUGCCAGUUGAGUCAUUGUGCUGACAAGUCCAGCUAGUCCUCCUGUUUCAAUCCGUUUUCUUCCGUUUGUUGACUAAUGAACAUGACCCUGUUCUCCUUCCACCGUCUCCAGGGGACGAUGGGGACUCCCGUUACUCCCGGCCCAGAGACCUAGACCUGAUCCAGUCCACUCCUCCUGUGGAUUUACUGGACAUGAAGGCACCGCCACGCAUCCUCACCCUCAACGAACAUUCCCUGGACUCCCUGGAGACGGACCAGGCUCCCACACCACUGGCCCACGCCACUCAGGGGGUGAGUCUGAGUCAACGGUGUGAUGUCAUUAGAACUACACAGAGCCAUAGGUGGUUCUCGGGAAAUGAGAAAUGUUCAGCAAAAAAAAUACUGCUUUCGGCUUUGCUAUUUGGAGCGUUCUAACCGGGGUCCGGUUACUCAUUGUUUUUGUUUCUACGAUGCUAACACUAAGCAGCGGGUAAGUAGACCAACCCAUACUGUAGGUUUGGGCAUCUUACUCUAAGGAUCCCCCCGUAGUAACAGAUCACUUCCUAGUUAUCCAUUACUACGUUUCUAAUUAGGCAGAAAUAGGCUGAUCACUUUAGAAUCUUAGGCUAAAAUGAAAAUAUAGCGAUCCCAUCAUAAUAAUAAAUAAUACAUCAUACAUCCCUGAUGUGCCCCACACACAGGUCCACUCUCAGUCGCGGCGGGAGCGCACUGUGAGCGAUACCACCAGCAUCCGCCAGAGAGGCCCGGCCAACAGAACUGACGUAAGGUAAGCACCAGCCCAGGUGUGAGGGAAGUGUUGGAAGAGUCAUCGCUUUCUUUCUCGUAGUUUAUGAAAUGCCUAAUUUCAGCACCCAGAACCAAAUCUUGUGUGUGCGCUUGCCAGCUACUUGAUUUGGUUCUGGGGGCAAAAAAGGCUUUCAAAUCUGAAGUAGACAAGUCCACGCACCCCCACUGUCAAAGCCCCAGCCCCUUCCUUUCUGGAAAGUACCCCUGUUUUUAUAGUAUUUGUAUAUGCUGCAUGCUAACAACAUGGAGGUAUAUGACAAUGUUUUCAAUGCGACUAUUUUGCAGGUAAGCAGUGUUUAUUAAGAGUAUUUUCAGGGUUAGAAUCCCUGUCCCCGCUUUUAGCACCACUUCGGCGAGAUUAUGAUUUGUAAAAAUAACCGCUGAAAAGGUCGCUGGUUCGAAUCCCUGUGUCGACUAGGUGAAAAAUCUGGCCGAUGUGCCCUUGAGCAAGGCACUUAACCCUAAUUGCUCCAGUAAGUCGCUCUGGAUAAGAGUGUCUGCUAAAUGACUAAAAUGUAAAUAAAAAUGGUAUCCAUGAGUUCAUCUGACUCUCGGUCUUCAUUGCCAACAUCCCCAAGUAUCCCUUUAACAUUUAAAUGUCAUCUGUCACAGGAAGAAUCUCAUGAGGACUAAACAUUCAAAUGUUACGUCUUUCCUUAGACUGUGGGAUUUGAUGGAGAAUGUGAAACAAUUAUUCCGGUGUGCUGGUUUUGGACUAAUCAUAAUUUUGCGGGGGAGUUUUUUGAAUUUUGGAAGGGGAGAGGAUAUUUGGCCCAUAGACUUGCACGAGACUGGGGUGCUACCAAAGAGGAUCCACUCUGGUUCCAUCACUCACACUAGUAAAACUUCUCCCCUAGAACCAAAUCGAGUAGUUGGCCGGAGGCCAGAUUUGGUCUGGGUUGCCCAGAUUAGUCACGAGAGACUAUGAAAUGCCUUUCUCGCUGCAUCUCUUUCUCAAUUCCUUGCUGUGUCUUUGCCUCUUCCUCUGUGCUAACCCCUCUGUUUGUCCAUUUCUCUACAUUCUUUCAAUUCUCUCUCUCUCUCUCUCUCUCUCUCUCUCUCUCUCUCUCUCUCUCUCUCUCUCUCUCUCUCUCUCUCUCUCUCUCAGUGUAACCCUGUCUCCCGUUGCCCCCUCUCUCCGUGCCUGUCCUCCACUGUGUACCCCUGAGGACGUGGUGAACCUACAGUACAGUGCUGGAGGGGUCCUAUCCUACAUCCAAUGCACCACGCGCCGGGCCUACCAGCAGGUCCUGGAGGUCCUGGAGGUCGACAACCACCGCAGGUGACCCCUUGAUCUCCUCAGCCACACACACUCACAAUGCUGCAUCCUGAUUCUCCACAAGUGUGCACUUGCACACUGCCGGUCAUGGAUUUAAAAGCAUAGGACUGGUGUAAACACUGACUGGAGGGAGUUUCCACCAUUUUUAAAUCUAUGUGAGAAAGUGUGCAAGUACGCACACUUCAGGAGAAGGACGGAGAAAUGUGUGCCCCAUGCUUACUCUAAACUAGGAUGAGAUAAAUAUGAAUUAUCUCUAAGUAAGCUGUAGUGAGUAGCUACAUCUCUUUGGUCAAUUUUAUCUUGCGACUUCAGUCAUUCUCUAGGAUAACAUCAGACAGCCAGUUGGUUUACAAUAGCCCCUUUUUAUAUUUGUUCAUAACUCAUGAUGACUUUGUCCUUUUUUCCGCUGAAUCAAGGUGACUCUUGACCUGUGUGUGUGUGUGUGUGUUCUAAUGGAAUGGCAUUAGACUGCAUAGUUAGCUCAUGUUCUCCUCUGUUAGCUCGAAUACUGCUGUAUUGGCACAAAGCCUGUACUUACCCUCUCAAUAAUGAAGCUGACUCACCGAGUCAUGACAUCUCACCUUUGGGCUGACCUCGAAAUGGUGAUGGCGUGUUUAGCACCACUAAAACUGAUUUGACCGUUUUUUCAAAGUUGAAAGACCAUUAAAAUGCUCUCAGUCAAGUAUUUACAAUGUUACUAACCAAGCCAAAAGGAAAAUGCAGUCCAUCAGUUGGGGAAACGCAUUUUGCUUCAGUAUGGAGAUGUUGGCUUUUGCAGUGUUGCAGCCAGUAAAGAUUAAAAUGUAACAUUUUCAUAUACGGUAAAUCCAUUUAUGUUCUGUCAUAUUUUCAAAGUAUUAUAGUUGUGUUCUGCUUUUUGUUUUCUGUAGGGCUGGUCACUUGACCCUCGACAUGGACAUGACCCCUGACGAUUCAGGCUUAGUGGACGCCUCGUCACUACGGCGACAGGUAGUCAAAGCAUUGUACCUUGUGUUGCCCUCCUAUCCAAUUAUAUUUCUUAAAUGAUUGAAUACCUUCCAAGUUAUAUAUUGAUCAAAUGAAUGACUGUCCCUAACACAUACUGGGUUUCAGAGGAGGCUGCUGAGGGGAGGAUGGCUCAUAAUAGUGAAUGGAAAGGUACAAACACAUUCCAUUCUUUCUGUUCCAGCCAUUACUAUGAGCCCAUCCUCCCCAUUUAAAGUGCCACCACUGGCAUUAGACUGCUUUAUACAUAUGUAAUGUAUAAAUUGAUAAAUUGGCUGACACAGAAUUUGAGUCAAUUCCAUGUCAGUUAAGGAAAUGACAUUUUGGGGAUGUCCUGAAUUGGUGUGGAACUGACACUCCCUCCAUGACGAAAUAACAAAAUGGUCCCCAUAAGGAGUUUUCAAUCCACCAAACUGAAUUUAUUUUUAAUUCACUGAAUGGACUGAAUCAGCUGUUCUGAUGAAUCAUCCUUUUAACUAACUGAUUCACUACAUUCGUUAAUUCACUGAAUGGACUGAAUCAGCUGUUCUGAUGAAUCAUCCUUUUAACUAACUGAUUCACUACAUUCGUUAAUUCACUUGCUCGUUCAGAUUGUGAAGCUGAACCGACGUCUCCAACUACUGGAGGAGGAGAACAAGGAGCGCUCCAAGCGAGAGGUGAUCCUCUACUCCGCCACCGUGGCGUUCUGGCUCAUCAAUACCUGGAUCUGGUUUCGA